UACAUUCCUUCUCAGUUAAUUAGUCUUUAGAAAAGGAUUUGUUGCGUACGAUAUUCUCUUUCAUUGAGGUUUCCCUUCAGGUUGACUGUAACAUUUUCCUGACACUGUAAAGGAGAAGUCGCCAAUUGCCAUGGAGAACGAUAAGACAACAAACGCCAUCUCAAAAACUUAUUCCCGUAUCCCAAGACCAAAAUUGUAUGCAAAUUCGAUGCCAGCGGCUGUCCGAAGUUACUCAAAUUUUAAAUUUGCCCAAAGGAGGGAGUCAAGUCCUUCAAUCAUGAACCAGAUGCAGCCAGUGCAUUUCCAAGAGCAGCUGUCUUCAGAUUGUUCCAGUUCUCAGGAUUCAUUAGACAACUUGUCAAUGGAUGACUUCUGGACUGAAGUUGAGAACAUAAAGGAAAGCCGUGGGACUGAGUCAGAUGAAAAUGUUGAUGUGAAAACAGCAGAUGAUGGAGAAGUUGAGGCAGAUUGGCUUCAGGCUGCUGGGCUCUCCACUCUUAUCCAGGAAGGCAGCAGAGAUGAUGAUGAUGUGGUCCUGCUCUCUACUCUAACUCGCACGCAAUCUGCAGCUGUACAGCGCAGAGUGGACAACUAUACUCUGUCUAUGAAGAUAAAGAGCAAGCAGCCUGUACGAGAUGUUAGGGACGUCUUUGCAGGACCGAAGUUUUCAAAAAUGCAAGAUAACCAAAGUCCAGUUAUUGACGCACUGCAAUCAGACCAGCAACUUGACCAUCUGCUACCAGAUAACAAGAAAAGAGAAGCUUGUUCUGAUGAACACAAGACUUCAUCGCCAACACAGUGUGAACUUUUGAAGACAGAAUUUAUAUCUUUUGAUAUUUCUUAUUCUGAACAAGCAUCAAUUUUGCGAAACCAAUUACUGUAUAUAAAGCCGACCAGGAAAAGAAAGGAUGAUGGGACUUUGCCUCAAUACAAAAUGUGCAAGAAUAAACUAGGAAUAACAAGAAUAGGUGAUCUCUCAGCACAAGACAUGAAAAAAAUUCACACUUUGGCAUUAAUUGAGCUGACAGCUCUCUUUGAUGUCUUGGAUUUGGAGGUGAAACGACACAAAGCAAUGAAAGUGAAAGUAUAUGAUAAUAAGAUUUUUGGUGUCCCACUCACACACCUGUUAGAAAAUGAUCAGAAGAUUGACCCCAACACCAAGGUUCCACUGUUUCUUAAAGAGUUGGUGUGCUGUCUGGAAGAUAAUGGUUUGGAAACAGAAGGGAUCCUCCGCAUUUCAGGUUCUGUUGCUAGGAUAAAGGUACUCCCAACUAAACAAACAGAGAAUGAAAAUUUGCAACAGGAAAUUGAUGCAAAUUUUUACCAAAAAAAUUUUGACUGGAAGAAAGUGCACCAAAAUGAUCUAGCAGGCUUAUUAAAGGUGUUUAUCCGUGAAUUGCCAUGUCCCUUGUUAACAGCAGAAUAUGUGACUGCUUUUGCAGCAGUCAAACAUAUCUGUGAUCAAACACACAUGAUACAUUCCCUGAAUCUUCUUGUGCUGAUUCUUCCAGAGACAUAUAGAGCUACACUAAAGUUCCUAUUAGAGUUUCUUCGCAAAGUGAUUGAGAAAGAGGAGAAAAACAAGAUGAAUCUCUGGAACGUUUCCACAAUAAUUGCCCCUAACCUCUUCAUGCACAAAGCAAUUACAAAUAAAAUUCCUGAUGGCAAUGAGAAGCAGCAAGCAGAAAAAGCUGCAAAUGUUGUUCGGAUGUUGAUCCACUACCAGGACCUUCUUUGGACUAUUCCAUGUUUCCUUGUGGCGCAGGUGAGAAAACUGAAUGAAAAUAGCAAUAAGAAGUAUGAUAAGCGUCUAAAAAAUCUGCUGAAGAAGAUUCACACAGACAAACAGGACAAGCAACAUGUAGAGCAACAGUUGAACAAGGUGAUAAAAAUUCAAGCCCCCCAAUUAUUGAAGGAUACAAUGGAGAUUCAACUGAAUUCUAGGAUUACAAUUCGGGAUCUUAUGGCUCAGUUUCAGAAGCAAUUAAACUGCGGUAAUUGGGGUGCCACCAAUGCUGAUCUCACAAAAAGAAGCAAUGGAUCCACAGAUUGUUCCGAGUUCUACUUGUAUGAAGUGGGUGGUAAUAUAGGCGAACGCCGUCUUGAUCCAGACACAUGUAUGGCGGAACUGUACAAGAUCAACCCUCAGGCUGAAUGGGUCAUAAAACAACAUGCGACUUUGUCAAAAGGAAGUUAAAUUUUUGUGACCUUUCACCACCUAAAUCCACAGAAUAAUAUCUGUACUUUGGUUUGUUGUUAAAAGUUUUGUGACCACACAAAGCUUAAGAAGAAAAGCUGAAGCACCUUUUCAAGGCACAUCCAAGGAACAACACAUUCAGCAAAGUACAGCACUUUCAUUAAACAAGGGACAUUUACCACUAUUUAAAGGUAAAAUGAAAUCAGCUUUUAAUCUGCUGGUCUAUUGGCAUGUGAAUUUGAGAACUUGAAUUUUAUACAAAAUUUAUGUUUAACCAUGCCUAUUUUAUUGAGACAUGUUCAGUAGGCACUGCCAAAUAUUGCAAAGAAUAUUAUGGAAAAGACAUACAAAUCUCCUUUCUCACUCUAUAUAUUUUCUUGGAAUAUUUUAAAAAAAAAUUGCAUGCCACCUUGGAAGUACUUGGAGAAAAUGAAUGUUUAAAGUGAAGAAAAAAGCAGCAAAAUGAAAAACAAAAUUUGGCUUGUGGCAAAACAUAAACACAAUCAAUUAUUUAUUGAAGGGCCACAGCAGAAAAAUGAAUUUGUGCCUCCAGUUUAUUUGUCAUGAAGCCAUAUUUGACUGCAUAUAUCAAGCUCCUCAGGAGUAACAGGAUCUUCAGCUGGGACAAAUAACUAUGAUUGUGUCUAGCACUUUAGAGUUUGGGCACAGAGAAUGUGACACAAUCCAAGCUAAAAAUACAGUAGUAUAAAAAUGCAGUAGGUCGCAAGAAUUAUUAUGGACAAUAAUAUUUGAAACCUGUGUGGUGUGUAUUCUGUUUUCUUUGAGGCAGCAGCCUCCUUGUAGUUGCUGAUUAGCUUUUAACAUUUAGUAUAAUGUUAAUAGAUUUACAUUUGGAACUUGUUUUCUACAUAUAGCUACAAUUAGGAUUUUUUUAUAUUCUAACAGGUUGUUUAAAUAACCAUCUCAAUCUGUUGUUUGUGUCAUUCUGUGAAUUGGUAAAGUUAUUUUUAAGAGCAUUAAAGAAUGUGUUCUUUA
Messenger RNA from Carcharodon carcharias (great white shark), 3193 nucleotides. Its product is annotated as rho GTPase-activating protein 40-like. The transcript is spliced from 15 exons. Gene Ontology annotation, cellular component: cytoplasm. Gene Ontology annotation, molecular function: GTPase activator activity. Gene Ontology annotation, biological process: regulation of actin filament polymerization; signal transduction; regulation of small GTPase mediated signal transduction. Bases 131 to 2197 code for a protein of 688 amino acids. NCBI's taxonomy places the organism in Eukaryota, Metazoa, Chordata, Chondrichthyes, Lamniformes, Lamnidae. The record is from RefSeq and is a predicted model, not a curated record.